AUGGAGCGCUACGAUCGUGGAGAGGUUUUAGGUGAGGGUACGUUCGGUAUUGUGUACGCUGCUGUGCAGAAGAGUACGGGACGUCGUGUGGCCAUUAAGCAAUUUAAACGUGGUAAAUUUAAGGAUGGUGUCGACUUUACGGCUUUGCGAGAGGUUAAAUUACAGGCAGAACUGAAGCACGUGAACGUUGUGGAGCUGCUCGAUGUAUUUGUUGCCAACGAUACGAUGAAUGUCGUGUUCGAGCUGUUACCAAGUAAUCUAGAUGACAUCAUCAAAGACAAGGCGGUGGUCCUUACGGCUGCUGAUAUCAAGUCUUAUAUGCAGAUGCUACUUAGAGGACUCGCCUACUGCCACGAGAAUUACGUGCUGCAUCGCGAUCUUAAGCCUGACAACUUGCUUAUUGGGCCUGACGGUCACGUCAAGAUUGGUGAUUUCGGUCUGGCUAGAAUAUAUGGAAGCCCAAAUCGAAAUAUGACGUCGAUGGUUUGUACCAUUUGGUACCGGCCGCCUGAGCUGCUCUUUGGUGCGAGAGAGUAUAGCGGCUCUGUGGAUAUGUGGGGAGCUGGGUGUAUUUUUGCAGAGCUAAUGCUACGAGUCCCAUAUUUAACAGGUUUGAAUGAGCUAGAUCAACUUGGAAAGAUUUUUCAUGCACUUGGUACACCAACUGAAGAAGAGUGGCCCGGCAUGAGUUCGUUGGCUAAUUAUGUAGAGUUUACUCCAAGCGCAGCUCCUCCACUUGCAUCAAUUUUCUCUGCGGCGUCUGAAGACGCUUUGGAUCUUCUGGCCAAGCUGCUAAGAUAUAAUCCCACUGAUCGAAUUUCUGCAGCAGAGGCAUUAAAACAUCCGUACUUUGCCAACUCACCAGCUCCUACUCCAGUUGAAAAGUUGCCAUCAACACCAGCCUUACCACAGACAUAA
Molecule: messenger RNA, 918 nt
Organism: Plasmopara halstedii
Lineage: Eukaryota; Oomycota; Peronosporomycetes; Peronosporales; Peronosporaceae
Product: cmgc cdk cdk7 protein kinase
Exons: 1
Coding region: 1-918 (305 amino acids)
Biological process (GO): positive regulation of transcription by RNA polymerase II; protein phosphorylation
Cellular component (GO): transcription factor TFIIK complex; nucleus; cytoplasm
Molecular function (GO): cyclin-dependent protein serine/threonine kinase activity; RNA polymerase II CTD heptapeptide repeat kinase activity; ATP binding
Source: RefSeq, a predicted model, not a curated record